This is a messenger RNA of Saprolegnia diclina VS20, 3289 nucleotides long. Its product is annotated as V-type H(+)-translocating pyrophosphatase. The coding region runs from base 848 to 3151 and encodes 767 amino acids. Gene Ontology annotation, biological process: proton transmembrane transport. NCBI's taxonomy places the organism in Eukaryota, Oomycota, Saprolegniomycetes, Saprolegniales, Saprolegniaceae. The transcript has a single exon. The record is from RefSeq and is a predicted model, not a curated record. Gene Ontology annotation, cellular component: membrane. Gene Ontology annotation, molecular function: inorganic diphosphate phosphatase activity; diphosphate hydrolysis-driven proton transmembrane transporter activity.
AUAUCCAUGACUACGACGACGCAGACUGCCCAUCGCAGUCGGCGCCGAUUCUCGAAUGGUCGAAUGAUCGGGUGCGCGGACCGACGUCAUCUCAUGUGCAGGGCGAUGUGGCCAAUCGGAAGUUGGAUGUCGAACGUCGCUCGUCUUCCGACACGCGAGCUCCGGAUGUUUUUGCGGCCAGAUCGAAAUGCGACGGCCGGCUUCACCGACGCAGCCAAUCUGACCCCACGCUUGAAAAUCACCCAAAAGAGGACGCCCACCAUGUGCGCGAUCUUCUUGUUCCAUUGCCACGUCCAUCGGACCACGUAGAAAGUGCAAACUCGCCAAGAGCGCCAGGUACCAGAUGCGAGCGUCAGCACAGCGAACGCGCUUGUUCCAUCUCGCCCGAAAUGCUGGCGCGCAAUGGCUGGUCGCGAGCCCACGUUGAAGCCCGUCCGAUCACUUCGCCAAUAGCAAGCCACGCGUGGCCAGCUGGCGGCCGCACAGAAACGACCGCGCCGAUUUUUGUCCCCAAAUUCACCUGAAUCCUCUCAGAGUUGAUAUGCGCGCGUGCCACAGUGGGAGGCAUCGCCAACGACAGGCGCCGACGCGCCGCGGCGGCCUUUCUACCUCUCACAAUCGAUCUUUGGCAACCCCAGACCUACUUCCUCGCCGCCGGGCGCGACAGCCAUUAAGCUUGGUCUUUGUAUGCAGUAUACGGAACCCAAGUGCAAUAAGAUUCGCCAGUUGAGAAAAACUGGGAUUUGCGAUCCGAAAGUUGAUUUGGUUUCAGUAUACGUGGCACGCUUCAAGUGCAAUCUGGCCGACGUUGCCAUUUCCGUUUUUGCUUCGUAUCAACAAGGUCGAAAUGGUUGCCAACGCGACUGCCAAGGUGGCCGCGGUUGUCGCCGCCGGCGCCUCGGACGCCUCGGCCUUUGGCCUCAUCAUUGGCGCGUGCGUCUUUGGCCUCCUCUUCGCGGGCUUCCUCUUCUGGCAAGUGUCCAAGAUCCAGGUCACGCGCCGCGGCGAGACGUACGAGCUCCUCUCGCAGGAGUCGCGCGGCCAGACCGCCGACCGCCUCUUUGAGAUCUACACGGCCAUCCAGCAGGGUGCCAAGGCCUUCCUCCUCGCCGAGUACACGCUCUGCUUUGGCUUCAUCGUCGUGUUUGGCGUUGUCGUGCUCGUCCUCACCUCGUUUGUCAACAAGCCCGACCAGACGUUCGACUGGACGGUCGGUGCCUUGACGGCCACGGCCUUUGCCGUCGGUGGCCUCACCUCGAUCGUCGCCGGCUACAUUGGCAUGAUGGUCGCUGUCUACUCGAACGCCCGCACCACGGUCUCGGCCAUGAAGGAGGGCGCCGAUGGCUGGCGCGAGUCGUUCAACACGGCCUUCCGCGCCGGUGGUGUCAUGGGCUACGCGCUCACGUCGCUCGCGCUCAUCGUGCUCUUCGUGCUCAUCUUGGCCUUCGAGACGGUCUACCCGCUCGCCACGGAUGCCAAGCGCCUCUUUGAAGCCGUCGCCGGCUACGGUCUCGGCGGUUCGUCGAUUGCCCUCUUCGGCCGUGUCGGCGGUGGUAUCUACACCAAGGCCGCCGAUGUCGGCGCCGAUCUUGCCGGCAAGGUCGUCGAGAACAUCCCGGAGGACGACCCGCGCAACCCCGCCACGAUUGCCGACAACGUCGGUGACAACGUCGGUGACGUCGCCGGUAUGGGCUCGGAUCUUUUCGGCUCGCUCGCCGAAGCCACGUGCGCUGCGCUUGUCAUCUCGACGCAGUCGUCGGCCAUCAUCAAGGCUGGCUGGGCCGCCACGCUCUUCCCGCUUGAGAUCACGGCCGUCGGUAUCUUUGUCUCUGCCGCCACGUCGUUCCUUGCCACCAACGUCUGGCCCGUCAAGAAGGAGGCCGAUGUCGAGCGUGUCCUCAAGAUCCAGCUCUUCGUCGCCACGACGCUCAUGACGAUCCUCAUUGCGCCGCUCGCCAACGCUGUCCUCCCCGCCAAGUUUGUCAUUGCCGGCGCCGUCUCGUACGAGGCCACGCCCUACACGGCCUUUGGCUGCGUCGCUGUCGGCCUCUGGGGCGGCUGCAUUGUCGGCUUUGUCACCGAGUACUUCACGUCGCACUCGUACACGCCCGUGCGUGAAGUCGCCCAGUCGUGCGAGACUGGCGCCGCCACCAACAUCAUCUACGGUCUUGCCCUCGGCUACAAGUCGGCCAUCAUCCCGAUCACGAUCAUCUCGAUCGCUGUCUACGUUGGCUUCUCGGCCGCCGGCAUGUACGGUGUCGCCCUUGCUGCCCUCGGCUUCCUCGGCACGCUCGCGACCUGCCUCGCCAUUGACGUCUACGGCCCCAUCUGCGAUAACGCUGGUGGCAUCGCCGAGAUGGCCGAGCUCCCCGCUGAGGUCCGCGACAAGACGGACGCGCUUGACGCUGCCGGCAACACGACCGCUGCCAUCGGCAAGGGCUUCGCCAUCGGCUCGGCCGCGCUCGUCUCGCUCGCCCUCUUCGGUGGCUUUGUCACGCGCAUUGAAGAGACGUCGAUCAACAUCCUGUCGCCCAUCACGUUUGCUGGCCUCUUCAUGGGCGCCAUGCUCCCGUACUGGUUCACGGCCAUGACGAUGAAGUCGGUCGGUGUCGCCGCCAUGGAAAUGGUCAAGGAAGUCAAGCACCAGUUCGCCACGAUCCCGGGUCUCCUCGAGGGCCUCCCCGGCCACGGCCCCCCGGACCAUGCCCGCUGCAUCAAGAUCUCGACGGACGCCUCGCUCCGCGAAAUGAUCCCUCCGGGUCUCCUUGUCAUCCUCUCGCCGAUCAUCGCCGGUACCUUCUUUGGCACGCGCGCGGUCUCGGGUCUCCUUGUCGGUGCGCUCACCUCGGGCGUCCAGCUCGCCAUCUCGCAGUCCAACACGGGCGGCGCGUGGGACAACGCCAAGAAGUACGUCGAGAAGGGCUGCGUCUCGAUCGAGGACAAGGACGGCAAGCUCAUUGUCCAGGGCAAGGGCUCGGCCAUCCACAAGGCCGCUGUCAUCGGUGACACGGUCGGUGACCCGCUCAAGGACACGUCGGGCCCCGCGCUCAACAUCUUGAUGAAGCUCAUGGCCAUCAUCUCGCUCGUCUUUGGCGACUUCUUCAAGUCGAUCAACAACGGCCGCGGUCUCCUCAACAUCUCGGACAACUAAGCUAGUCUUACGCGUCGUGUCGACUACGACUCGCGAGUAUAACGGAGUUAGAUAUCCCUUUUUUGUCACUUGAACGACUUGGUUUUCGAGCUGGUGGGCAUCGACUAACUACUAGUACGUCAGUCAGUACCUAUCCAA